Molecule: messenger RNA, 897 nt
Organism: Diplodia corticola
Lineage: Eukaryota; Fungi; Ascomycota; Dothideomycetes; Botryosphaeriales; Botryosphaeriaceae
Exons: 1
Coding region: 1-897 (298 amino acids)
Source: RefSeq, a predicted model, not a curated record
AUGCCGGUGCCGGCCCUCGACAUCCCCUCCCCCGCGAAGGCCAGGAAUGACUCCACCACGUCCACCAUAUCGCCGCUGCAGAUGCCGCCCGGCGCGGUCCCGGCCUCGUCCGCACAGCAGCCUGCUGUUGCGCAGAAGCCUCCACAGACGCCAUGUGCGGGGAAUUCGCGCGACACCCACGACCGCCAACAGCAGUCCAGCUAUGCCCCGGACUCGCCGCCCCGCCCCCCGGUGUCGCCCAUAACCCCCGUGGCGACAGUCGCAGAGCUGGCGCCCACCGACCCUGCCGACCGCGUGGUGCCGCCGCCCGCCGUCGAGUUUGUCCCGCAGCCGCCGCCCAAGCCCAUCAACGAGAGCGAGAACACGGACGCCAUCGCCCUGCGCUCGGCCAUUGCGCUCCUGCAGAUCCAGCGCGACAAGAGCAAGCGCGACAUGCAGGCGCUGGAGAAGAUCAAGAACGCCGCCGUCGCCCAGCCCGAAGCGUUUGUUGAGGAGCUCAAGUCGGGCCGCCUCAGGCCCAAGCACGCGAAGAACGACCUCUUGGGCCCCACGCUCAACGGCAGCCUGGACGGGGUCGUCGACAACAGCAGCGACAGCGACGACGAGGCUCGAUCACCGCGCACCUCGGGCCCUCCACCUCCCAAAUUCGGCCCCGUCCCCGAGCCGCAGAACGUCUUCCGCUGCCCACCCAUCAACUGGGCCAAGUACCACGUCGUGGGCGAGUCGCUGGACAAGCUGCAUGCGGAGCAGCAGAAGCGGCCGUCGUGCGGAGCGGCGGGGCAGGCGCGGGCACCGGUCCAUGUCAUGGCCGCCCCCUACUCUCCAUUCGCCGACCAUCUGGGUGCUCAGCAGCCGGCGCCCGCGCAGACGCGGCGGACGUCGAAGAAGCCCGGCUGA